AUGCUGUACGAGAUGAUCGGAGUGGUACGGCCCGGCCGCCUCUCUGAAGUUAAAGAAAUCGCCAAAACCGCCGGAAAGAUUGUCCUCGAUCAACAGGGCGUAGUCCGCGGCGUCUCCAACUGGGGCACCUUCCUCCUCCCCAAGCCAGCGAAGAAGCUGCAAACCACACACCACUACGGCCACCACUUCAUUAUGCGCUUCGAUGCGAGCGCCCGCGCACAGCACGCUUUACGGCGAACCAUGAGCUUGGACCCUCGGUUGAUAAGAUACAGCGUCGUGAAGAUGGGCACCAAGUUUGAGGAGAUCAAGGACGUGCCAGGAACAGCCAACUUCAGGUGA
Molecule: messenger RNA, 339 nt
Organism: Alternaria ethzedia
Lineage: Eukaryota; Fungi; Ascomycota; Dothideomycetes; Pleosporales; Pleosporaceae
Exons: 3
Coding region: 1-339 (112 amino acids)
Biological process (GO): translation
Cellular component (GO): ribosome; mitochondrial small ribosomal subunit
Molecular function (GO): small ribosomal subunit rRNA binding; structural constituent of ribosome
Source: RefSeq, a predicted model, not a curated record